This is a messenger RNA of Humulus lupulus (European hop), 2130 nucleotides long. RefSeq lists its product as uncharacterized. The record is from RefSeq and is a predicted model, not a curated record. Bases 1 to 2130 code for a protein of 709 amino acids. NCBI's taxonomy places the organism in Eukaryota, Viridiplantae, Streptophyta, Magnoliopsida, Rosales, Cannabaceae. The transcript has 2 exons.
AUGGAGAUGUUGGAAUCUGCUCAACGCAGCGCAGCUGAAUCCCAGAUAAGGUUCCGCACUCCAAUUCCACCCAUGCAACCGUUCGAUACUACCCCAGGAGCGGCGUCCAUCCAAGCCUCAGGCCAACAGUCGACGAUCACAGAAAGACCACAAGAUCAUACAGCAGGCCAACAGUCGACCCCGACGACUAAUGGAACUGGUGGAUCAAUCCCAAGGGGAUCAACCCAAACCCAUGGACCCCCGCUGAUAGUCGACAAUCCUAUGGAAAAUGAACAAAUGGGCAUUACAGAUCCAACCCUUCCAACUACUCUGCCAUCUGAUAUUUCUAUUGUUCCAUCUGUAGGAUGGAGCACUACGCUAACACCCGAAGAGAUGAUUGAGCAGCUGGUGGCAAAGAAGCUGGAAGGCAUGGAAGCCAUGAUCCAUAGGAUCCUAGGGGUCCCAGCGCUAAUCCGGAAGAGCUUACCCAGUAGCUUUGCAGACUCUCCAUUCAUGGAUGCCAUAGCACUCGUAGAGAUGCCAAAAAAGUUUGUCUUCCCACUAAUGAAGAUGUACGAUGGAACGACAGAUCCGAAUGAUCACAUAGCAAGCUACAAGCAACGAAUGUUCACAGCCGCCAUCCCUCGCGAACUAUGCGAGGCUUGUAUGUGUAAGGGGUUUGAAUCCAGUUUGGUAGGCCCAACCCUCCAAUGGUAUACGAACCUACCUAAUAACUCUAUCUCUUCAUUUGCUCAAUUAACUGACAUAUUUGUAGAGCAAUUUGCUAACAGUAGGAAGCUGGAGAAGUUAUCUGAUGAUUUUUAUAGGAUCAAACAAAGGAGGGGCAAGUCACUUAGAGACUACACUGCUAGGUUCAAUACGGAGAAAGUAUCCAUCACGUCAUGCAACAUUGAUACAGCGAUUACGGCCUUUUGGAAAGAACUAAUGGUAGAUUCAAACCUUUAUAAAGAACUAACCAAUUAUCCUUGCAGGACCAUGGAAGACGUGCUAGCCAAAGCUUGGGCUCAAAUCAAAUGGGAAGAAGAUGAAUCAAACAGACCUACAUAUUCGCCCUACCCAAAUACAAGAGAAAGCAGAAGCACAAGAAGAAUAGAACGCAGAUAUAGCCCAUACCGCAAAUUGCACCCAACUACCAGAACCAGCAAACCAGGAAGAGAGCCCAGGCACACACUACCAUCCACUAGACCAAGAGAACAAGAGAAAACACCCAUCCCAGAGUAUAAUCUAAAUAUAGACCCAGUGGAGAUCGUAGUGGUAAUGAAAGGGAUGGGAAACAAAGUCAAGUGGCCUGAAAAGAUAAAAAAGCCAGCUGAUAAACGAGAUACCACCAAGUGGUGCGAAUUCCACAAUGAUCAUGGCCAUACGACAGCAGAAUGCAUCGCUCUACGUUUUGAGGUCGCAGGACUUCUCCGCCGAGGUCAACUCAAAGACUUUUUGUCAGACAAAGGAAAAAUCACCAUGACCGGGGGAGAUACCAGACCAACCACGCCACCAAAGCCACCCCAACACACACGGACAUGCAACGUAAUAUCUGAAGGAUCAGAAGUGGGUGGAGUGACAUACUCAGCUUCCAAGAGACAUGCAAGGGAAGUCUCGGGGAUGGACGGAAGACCAAAGAGGCCACCAACAAACUAUACCAGACAAACCAUAAGCUUUGUCGAUGAUGAAGCCUCAGAUUUGCUUAAUCCUCAUCAUGAUGCUUUAGUCAUUUCACUAUUUAUUUCAAACUGUUUAACUAAACAAAUAUUGAUUGACAAUGGAAGUUCAGCUAAUAUCUUAUUUUUACAUGCUCUUAGGGGGAUGGGGAUUGACGAAUCUAUCGUCAUCCGUAAGUCAACCGUACUUGUGGGAUUCAGCGGUGAGCAAAAGCAUUCUGUUGGUGAGGUGACAUUGUAUGUGUAUGCCGAAGGAGUCAAUCUCCAAACCAAAUUUUUAGUAGUCAACUCACCCUCAGCCUACAACACCAUCCUUGGCCGUCCUUGGAUUCACGCAAUGAAAGCAGUCCCAUCUACAUACCAUCAGGUCAUCCGUUUUCCAACUAAGUGGGGAGUGAAGGAGAUCUGUGGAGCACAAAAGACGGCUCGAGAUUGUUAUCAGACUACAUUGAAAGACAAACAAGCCUCAGCAUAG